UUGGGUGAAGAAAACCAUUCCCACACUCGUGCGAGCGCGGAGGCUGUCCUCAUGUCAUCGCACAGGCGCCGCCGAGCCCUGCCAGCUGCACCGCCCCGCGAACUCACUAACCAUAUAUCGUCACUAAGUAAACACAUACUCCAAUAUUACGUGGCUAAAUGUAAACACAACUUUGUAAAAGCUCUCCCUCACUUCGCGCACUGAAAGUGAAACACUGGAUUUCAAGCCGCACACUUUUCCAUAAUCUUCAUAAAAAUAUCGUUCAACUGAGAAAGUUUCGUAUCACAGAUAUUUGGGGGUUAUCCGUUAAAAAGUUUUCUAUCUAUCACUGAACAAAGUUCGUAGCGCGUAGCGCGUAGAGAACGGAUACUGCGCGCGAUACGGACGGCCGGGCUCGGCUGAGCGGCACCGCAGCGCGCGGCGGUCGGCCGGCGUGUGAGCGCGCGCCGCGGCUGUCGCCGCCCGCCGCCCGCCCCGGCGCUACGCGCGCUCGCUUUCGGGCAGGAUGCCUCUAUUUAAGCACACACUGUCGAACCUCACCUGGUAUUCGCAAUUUAGCCUUAUCGCAAGCGCACGCGACCUGAAACCUCCGAACAUCUCGAUACGAUGUGCGCUCCGAAGUCGAGUUUGGCGUUCCUGGUGGCGCUCGCCGCCCUGGCGGCGCUGGGGCGGCAGGGCCGCGCCGCACCCGCGCGGCACGUGCGCAGCGUGGAGCUGGCCGACGCGCUCAACCGCACCGUGUGCCCCAUCCGCGUGGAGAUCGACGAGCACGCCGACCGCGUGCCGCGCCGCAUCAAGAUGAUGAAGUGCGCCGCCGAGCCCAGCCACUGGUGCCGCGCGCACCUGCCGGCGCACGAGUGCUGCCAGCGCCGCCACGGCGACCACCUGCUGGAGUGCGUGGAGAUGCACGACAGCGUGCUGGUGUACUACAAGAGCAGCGCCAGCACCGCCACCUACGACGUGGCCGUGGGCUGCUCCUGCAUGGUGGUGCACAGCAGCACGGCGCCCGCCGUGCCCAAGGGGCCCACGUGACGCCGCGCCUGUUCGCUGAGAUUCCGUUACAUUUUACGUUCCUAAGCUCUGCAAGUGACGUUGUGUGAGCGCAACACUGAUUCUAUUUA
Maniola jurtina (meadow brown) is the source of this 1121-nucleotide messenger RNA. RefSeq lists its product as uncharacterized. The transcript has a single exon. The coding region runs from base 607 to 1032 and encodes 141 amino acids. Lineage: Eukaryota; Metazoa; Arthropoda; Insecta; Lepidoptera; Nymphalidae. The record is from RefSeq and is a predicted model, not a curated record.